Messenger RNA from Ustilaginoidea virens, 348 nucleotides. RefSeq lists its product as uncharacterized. The transcript has a single exon. NCBI's taxonomy places the organism in Eukaryota, Fungi, Ascomycota, Sordariomycetes, Hypocreales, Clavicipitaceae. The record is from RefSeq and is a predicted model, not a curated record. The coding region runs from base 1 to 348 and encodes 115 amino acids.
AUGCAAUGUAGGAAUGGAAAACAAAGAUCUUCAUCAUCUCAGAAAGCGAUGCAAACACCGUGGGCUGCAUGGUGCAGUACGACGAAGGUCGGGGUCGCCCUCUCAAUUCCACCGCGGUGCCUCAGCCAAUCACUAAAUUAUUUUCCCUCUUUACCGUGUGGGGACUCUGGAAUUACGCGUCAAGAAACACAGACGAAGCCGGUAUGCCACGCCUGUGUCUACAAGCUGGUCGAAUACAUGCAGAUCCUAGAGCUGGGCGAGCUGGCCACCGCGAAAAUCGAGAGGCUUCUCGAAGACCACUUGGUCCCUGGAAUCCCUCGUUGCGUUGGCCAAGCCACUGAGCACUAA